AUGGGUGGCUUGACUCUCCUACGGAUUUUCUUUGAAGUCAGUCGCCUGAUUGGACUGAGCAACCUGCACUACGAUCCCCGGAAGCAGUACUUCAGGCAUGACCAUGUGCCCACCAUUGCCUACUGUCUGCUCCUGGAUGUGGCCUACGUUUUGGUCCUGCCCUUCGCCACAGUCAUUCUGACAGGCAAUAUCUACAAGUGUCCGGACACGGGCAUGUUUGGAAUCGUCUACAAUGUGGUGGGCUUGGCGAAGCUGGUAACCGUCGUCCUCCUCAUGGGCAGUGUAUGGAUCCAGAGGCGCCGAUUACAGUGCCUGGGCAAUGAGCUCCUGGCCAUGCUCCGCAGGUUCAGCUUCUCGUUGGGAAAUGAUUGCCGUAACCGUUGCCUGUGGAAGCUCCUGCUUACAAGCUCCCGGUUUGUUGUGGUGGCGCAGCAGCUGAUGCUUCGGGACUCCCUCAUCAAAUGUAAAAUCAGUUCAAAGCUCCUAAGAGCUAUGGCUCCACUAUUUUCGGCUGCCAUGGUCUUCGCCCUUCUGAUGCUCCUCCUCGUAAGCUAUGUGGACCUCACGGUGUACAUGAUCCAGGUCAGCGGGAACUGGCUGCUGGAGAAUAUGUCUCAGAAUGUCCGCGAAAUGGUCCAGGACCUGAAAACUUUUCCCAAGCGGAAUGGUCGCAUCCGGAAAAUAGGGUUGAAGCAAGUGAUGGGCGCCUGGCAGCGUGUUUGGAAUAGAUGCCUGCGUUUGGAUAGAGUUCUCCAGCAGCUCUUGGAGAUCUUUCAGUGGCAGCUGCUCUUCAACCUGCUAACCACCUACAUCUUCAACAUAGCCAUCCUGUUCCGGUUGUGGAUCUACCUGGAGUACGAUCAGAACUUCCAUUUGUGGAAAGGCAUCCUUUCUGCGGUUAUGUUCCUCGUCCACCACGUUGAGCUCAUGAUGCAGUUUUCCGUUUUUGAAAUUAAUCAGAAAAAAUGGAAGGAGCUUUGUGACUCCAUAGAAAGACUUUGGUUUGUGACUUAUUCUGAUACCCAGUAUGAAAACCGACUGGAAUUGGUGUUCUCCAGGAAGCUGGAGUUUUCCCUUUUAUAUUUAAACCGGAAACUUCAGAGGCAACCUCAGAGGGUGCGGCGUCUUCACAUAGCAGGAUUGUUUGAUUUGAGCAAUUCUUCAGUUCAUAAAAUGACCCGAUCGGUCCUGAGCAAUGUCCUGGUGCUUUGUCAGAUUGCGUACAAGAUUUAUGGCUAA
Drosophila bipectinata is the source of this 1239-nucleotide messenger RNA. RefSeq names its product Gustatory receptor 58c (gene Gr58c). Gene Ontology annotation, biological process: sensory perception of taste. Gene Ontology annotation, cellular component: membrane. The record is from RefSeq and is a predicted model, not a curated record. NCBI's taxonomy places the organism in Eukaryota, Metazoa, Arthropoda, Insecta, Diptera, Drosophilidae.